GAAUCCAGAAGAACAAGAAGGAGGAGGAGGAAGAAAAAGUUUAAAAAGGGUGUGUUGCUGCUCCUGGAGUGACUGAGCCAACUACAGGACACAGUUUCACAUGUUCAGAGUUGCCUUUGGAUGAGAAUCAAACCAGCUUCACUACAUUGUUCAGUCUGAUCAGAUGCUUGUGAAGAUGCAGAGCAGCAGCACCAGCAGCAGUGGGACUGAUUUUCAGCAGCUGAGGGAAAGGUGGACCACCCUGUUGAACCGCAUUUAUGAAGACCCCAGGGUAGCACAGCUGAUGAAUACAAGAAUCGGCCAGUACCUCAGCAGCCACCCUUUCAUAGCUCUGACAGUGUUACUGUUCAGCGCCAUGGCUGCACUGCCUGUCGGGCUCUUUAUCACUUUUGCUCUUGUGACCCUUAUUAUGUCAGGACUGGGUUUUGUUUUCUUUGAGGUGUUCCUGUUGUCUGUAGGAGGCAUGACUCUGCUGUGUGUGCUCUCCGGCAUCGCUAUCUUCUCCUUCAUGGUUUCACUCAUCUUGGAGGCAUUACAUAUCACCAUCUCCAAAAUCCUCAAACUCUAUUACCCGCAUCUGACGAAGCGAGGUCAAGUCCAGGAAAAGGAGAGUGAGGGUGAAACUUCAAAACCAAAGGAAAUGGAGUAGCUUCAAAUCUUCUUCUCUCCCGUUUGUCAGCUUUCAUGUGGAGAAGCUCAAAUUCCUUUUAAAAAGCAUUACUGAUGCUUGAUGGUGGGAUUUAGAGGCCCUUGAGCAUACUGCAUGGUCCUUUGAGUCUGGGAUCUGCAAAUGUAACAGAUGCGCUAAGCACAAAUACUCCUUGAUUGUUGCUGUUUGUCUAAAGCUUAAAUAUUGGUACUGAAUAUUUUUUUGUUAUUAUCAAUAUAUAUGGUGCAAUACGGUUGAAAUGUCUAUAACUGCCAAAGAAAGGUUUAAUGUUUAUGUUUGCUUUAACCUUUAAAAGAGCACAAUGUUGAAUAAAUGCACGUCAGAGUUAAUGUUUGUACUGUUCUUCUGAUGGAGAAAUGUCUUGGCUUUAAAAUAAAAACUGAUCUGAUCAAACAA
Molecule: messenger RNA, 1066 nt
Organism: Micropterus salmoides (largemouth bass)
Lineage: Eukaryota; Metazoa; Chordata; Actinopteri; Centrarchiformes; Centrarchidae
Product: lipid droplet assembly factor 1-like
Exons: 5
Coding region: 164-649 (161 amino acids)
Source: RefSeq, a predicted model, not a curated record